AUGAUGUUUACAGUUGAAUCUCCUAUACAGACUACCUUGAAAUAUUAUGACAGAAAAUUUCUAACAGACAAAUUUUUUAAUAGUACAGCAACUUAUCGUUUAGAUAGUUCUGUAUUUAUGCCUUAUGAUGCUUUUACUAGAAUUACUCCAACUACUCCAAAAGAAUAUAUUUGGGAUCAAAAAGAGGUUCUGGCAAAAGUUAAGAACAAAACAAAAUUAGCUUUCCAAGCAAUUUCACAUUGUAAUUCUGAAUCUGGUCGUGAUCUUAUUUCAAAAAAACUACAAAAAUUAAUGGAUUUGGAGGUUGUUGGUGUGUGUUAUGGUAGAAGAGGGUGCGACGAUGCAUGCUAUAACCGUAGUUUAGAAACCCACAUGUUUUAUUUGGCAUUGGAGAAUAAUAUUUGUCAAAAUUAUGUAACAGAAAAAUUUUGGAAUUCGUUAAGAUCACUUACUGUACCUGUAGUUUUUAGUAGAUCUGUUUUUGAAGGAAUGGAUGUUCCUUCUAAUGCAUUUAUUGCUUUGGAUGAUUUUAAAUCAGUGAAUGAAUUUGUUGCGCAUUUAAAGACUUUGCAAAAUGAUACGGAAAGAUAUUUAAAGUAA
Molecule: messenger RNA, 600 nt
Organism: Meloidogyne enterolobii
Lineage: Eukaryota; Metazoa; Nematoda; Chromadorea; Rhabditida; Meloidogynidae
Source: the annotation of a GenBank genome assembly